Penaeus monodon (black tiger shrimp) is the source of this 533-nucleotide messenger RNA. RefSeq names its product altered inheritance of mitochondria protein 3-like. The transcript has 2 exons. The record is from RefSeq and is a predicted model, not a curated record. NCBI's taxonomy places the organism in Eukaryota, Metazoa, Arthropoda, Malacostraca, Decapoda, Penaeidae. The coding region runs from base 115 to 450 and encodes 111 amino acids.
ACGAAGAGAUCCAGAAACACCUCGGCUUUCGAAAGCGGAGGAUAGCGCCUAAGACUUGCACAAUCUCAACCACAGAAAGGGAAGGAAGGAAUCUUGUGUGAGACAGCUUCAACGAUGAUAGUGAAACUUCUGGCCGUCAUGCUGAUUGGCGUGUGCGCCACCUCGGCCGACCGGAACCUCGCCAGCUUCGUGGCUGGACGCCCCAUCAGCCACGGCGUUCCGGGCGCCCAGACCUUCGGAGGCGUGCCCUCCUUCCAGCGGCCGCAAGUAGACCCCCGACCCCCGAGCUUCCAGCGGCCGCAAGUAGACCCCCGACCCCCGAGCUUCCAGCGGCCGCAAGUAGACCCCCGACCCCCGAGCUUCCAGCGGCCGCAAGUAGACCCCCGACCCCCGAGCUUCCAGCGGCCGCAAGUAGACCCCCGACCCCCAGGGUUCACUGUGUAUGGGUGAUUUAUCAUCAUCAGCCUCAAGAGAUAAUUCGCAAGCAUGCCCUUUCCUCAGUAAUUUCUUAUAGCAUUAAAAACUGAAUUCAG